GGGUGGCCUCUUCUCCGGCUCCAGCUCCAGCUCCCGGUGGGCCGGCACAGCAUGGGGCGAGGGGGAACAGAUGGGGGGGUGCAGAGCUAGACUCCCUCCUUCCCCCCUCCCCCCGCUCCCGGACCCAGGCUCCGGGAGCCGCCCUUCAUCCCGCGCCCUUCAUCUCACGCCCUUCAUCCAUCCCGGAUGAUCCCAUCCCCAGAGCGGGCAGGGGAGGAGCCCCGGGCCCUCGAGAAGGCGCCCCCCGUGCUUUCUCCCUGCCCUCUCCCCCCCACCCCGAAGCCCUGAGGCCUCACAGGAGGCGGGGGCGUGGCCGCCGAGCACCGACUUUCCCUCGGGAUCCCUUUCAGGCCGAUUGUCUCCGUGGAAAAGGAGGAGCUGCCGCGGCUAAGAGGUUAAAGAAUGAAGACGGUGGGCCGACUCUUUUCGAUCCCACUGUGCCUCUUGGUUCUCAUCGUCUUGUAUGUGCUCUUCUGCAAUCAGUCGUGUAUGCAGCUGUGUUGGAAGGCAUGCCUAGCCUCAAGUCAACCUCGAGCGAGACUCUGGCCCACAGUUCCUGGCCCCCUGCACUUUCAGGGUUACAGCAGUGUGCCCGAUGGCAAGCCUCUGGUCCACAGCCUGUGUCGUCGCUGUGCCCUGGUAUCUAGCUCUGGUCAGAUGCUCGGCUCUCGCUGGGGACCGGAGAUUGAUGGAACGGAAUGUGUGCUGCGCAUGAACCAGGCACCCACGGCGGGCUACGAGGCAGAUGUGGGGCACCGGAGCACCUUACGCAUGGUGUCCCACACCAGCGUUCCCCUGUUGCUACGCAACCAGUCCUACUUCUUCCAGCAAGCAAAGGACACUGUGUACGUGGUCUGGGGUCCUGGGAAGCGCAUGAACCGGGACCAGGGUGGCUCCACCUACCGAACCCUGCUGAAAGUCAAGGAGAUGUACCCUGGGCUGCAGAUCUACACCCUCACUGACCGCAUGAUGGCCUACUGUGAUGAGGUUUUCCAGAAUGAGACCGGCAAGAACCGAAUGAAGUCGGGCUCCUUCCUGAGCACGGGGUGGUUCACCAUGAUCCUAGCCAUGGAGCUGUGUGAGGAGAUUGUAGUCUAUGGCAUGGUUAGCGACAGCUACUGCAGAGAGAAGAGCCCUCCCUCCGUGCCUUACCACUACUUUGAGAAGGGCAAGCUGGAUGAGUGCCGCACUUACCUGGUUCAUGAGAAGGCACCUCGGGGUGCCCAUCGAUUUAUCACUGAGAAGGCGAUUUUCUCCCGCUGGGCCAAAAAGAAGUCCAUCAUCUUCACCCAUCCUUCCUGGCAGAGUGAGUAGGCCCCCUGAAGGACCGAGUCAUCCUCGAUCCAGACAGCAGGCCUGGGCUGGCCCAUCGCACUGCCUAUCUCAGAGCACAGCAGAGCCUGGCAUCCUGCACUGCCCCACUGGCCAAGGGAGUAGGAGGCUCUCGUGCUCCGUGGGAUAGACGGACUGGAGGGUUUCUGAUUUAUGACAUUCCUCCAGUCUCUGAACUCUGAACCAAACUGGGAGAAAUAAGGGAGGCUUUUGCCCCCUCUCCCACAGUAAUUUUUUUUUCCUGUUUUUAAGGAAACCUACCUUGAACUUUUGGAAGUUGGUCAUUUACUUGAACUUGGAAUCCACUGGGAUCCCAAGGGGACUUGUGGACACUACUGGGGUCUAGAGGAGGCCGGUGCUUUGGUGUUAGGGCCUGGUCUGGACCCUCCCUACUCUCUCCCAGCGUCCCAGAGGUCCUGAGGGCAGGGAAUUGGGCUUCUGAGAUGGGGUGGCUAUUAACUUGAGUGAACAAGCAUUCUGCAGCAGAAGGAGCUGGCGGGGGUGGGGCCAAGGAGACAGAGUCCCCUCUUCUCACUGGCUUCUUCUCCCAUCUCCAUCUCCCUUCAUCAAGAGGGGCAUCAGGAAACCUUAGUGUGACCUUGAAUCUGGGUCAGGCAGAGGUCAAAAUGGGCACUUUUUUGUGUCUCUUCACCAGCAUAGUGGGAUUUGACUCCAACCAGGAGAAAACUCAAGGGUUAUCUCCUCUAGGAAGCCUGCUUUGGUGCCCCCACGUUCCCCCUACUCCCCAAGUCUCCUCAGCUCUUGCUUCGUGUCCCCCUUUGUCCUGGAAAGCAGAGUAAUUAGCAUUAGGCCUACUGGCUUUCCUUGAUGGGCAAUUCAGAUAGGUGGCUGGAAGGUCCAAUAAGAGCAGGUUACCGGAUGUUGAGAAUGCUCACUAGGGAGCAAAACUCUGUAGGUAGCAAGACAGGCAGCUUUAAAAACUUCUCUCCCUCCCCUCCCCAGGGUCAUAAGGUCACAGGACUUAGAGCUGGAAGGAACUUAGAUCUUCUAGUGCAGCCCUCUCCUUUUAUAGCUAAGGAACUAAAAAAGCUUAGUGUGACUUUUCUAAGGUCACACAGCUAGUAAAUGGCAAGAGGCAGGAUUCAAACCCAGGACUUCUGACUUUAUCAUGGGACCUCAAGGAAUCCAGCAUUCCCCUCAGACUGCCCAGUGGUCAGAGAGGCACAGGGGAUAAAAAUUCUUCAGUUGAGGGCACCUCCUUCCUGAUGAAUAAUUCCUGUAAUGACGAUAGCUGAUACCUGUGUCAUGCUGCAAAGCACUUGACACUCAUCAUCUUGUUGGGUUUUUGUUGUUGUUGUUGUUUGUUUUGUUUUAUUUCUUUCUUUUUUUUUUUUCAUCGUCAUAUUGUCGCCUCACAACAGCCCUGUGAGGUAGGUGCUGUGAGCUAGGUCUCCAUUUUACAGAUGGGGGAACAGAGGCUCAGAGGAAUACAGAUAAGGCCCCACACCAGCCUCACAUCAUCCAGCUCCCACAGCCAGUAAGUUUCAGGGAUGGGGCUUUGAACCAAAGUCAGUCUGACUGCAAGUCAACCAUUCAGCUCAUUCUACCAGCCAGUCUCUUUGGGAAAGCUCCUAACCCCUGGGGCCAGCAUACCUGUCUCUGGAGGUAUCAUAGGAUUGAAGCUAGCAGGGCUCUGAGGUAUGGUCUGGUCCCACCCUCUCAUUUCAUACAUGAAGAAAGUUGGCAUCAUACAGGGGAAAUGACUUUCCCAAGGUCCCACAGCAGAACAGCAGGUCAAGCCCAGUGCUCUUCCUCCCACAACUCACUAUGGACCAUCAAGGCUUCCCGGGCUGUUGUCCCCUGGGAACUACACAGUCAGGGCUGCUUUGUUUGGCCAAGCAUCCCGACAUCCUGAUGUUGCUGCUGUUUAGACUUGUUGUUUCCCUUGCUGUGGGCCUGUAACUGCACCCCAGACUGUGUGGGUCAAGGGGUACCACAUAGCAUUUGGGGUUCAGAUUCCUAGUAUGAAGAGCCCAGUUCCCUGCGGUGAAAAUGAGGCCUCAAAACCCCAUGAUAAAGAAUUCAGUCCCUGACAUGACACUGCUAAAAAGGACCUUAGAGAUCAUCUAAUUCAACCAUCCCUCAUUUGACAGAUGAGGAAACUGAGGCCCGAAGUGACUUGCCCAAAGCCACACGGGCAAUGUGUAGCAGAGCCAGAAUUUAAACCCAGGUUCUUAGACUUCAAAGCUAGUGUUCUUUCCAGUGUAUACCACAGCUGCCUCCACCUCCUCACCCGUGUUGACCCAGGAAGUGCUAUUCAAAUUCAGAAGCUCUCUCAAACACGUGUAUGUCCCAGACAGGGGCUAAACUCCAGCCACCUCCCAUGAAGGGGAAAACUCUGGAAACUUCCCAGAAGCUGACUUCGUCAGUCAAUCAGACCAAGAGCUGAAAGGAUCCCUUUGAUUUACCAGUGUCCCCUCCCUUGAGUUACAAAGUGUCCUUGGAUCAAAUACCAAAGCGAUUUGUCAAUAAAGUCACUUUGAA
Molecule: messenger RNA, 3837 nt
Organism: Dromiciops gliroides (monito del monte)
Lineage: Eukaryota; Metazoa; Chordata; Mammalia; Microbiotheria; Microbiotheriidae
Gene: ST6GALNAC4
Product: ST6 N-acetylgalactosaminide alpha-2,6-sialyltransferase 4
Exons: 5
Coding region: 403-1314 (303 amino acids)
Biological process (GO): oligosaccharide metabolic process; ganglioside biosynthetic process
Molecular function (GO): alpha-N-acetylgalactosaminide alpha-2,6-sialyltransferase activity
Source: RefSeq, a predicted model, not a curated record